Strongylocentrotus purpuratus (purple sea urchin) is the source of this 2519-nucleotide messenger RNA. RefSeq lists its product as uncharacterized. NCBI's taxonomy places the organism in Eukaryota, Metazoa, Echinodermata, Echinoidea, Camarodonta, Strongylocentrotidae. Bases 264 to 1949 code for a protein of 561 amino acids. The transcript is spliced from 2 exons. The record is from RefSeq and is a predicted model, not a curated record.
UACUAAGCAGGUUGUGGCAUUCACAAAAGCCCCGGACUACAGUCAAGUCUGAACGUUUAUCACUGGCAUAGCCUCAUAGGUUAUGUUGCCAAGCAUAAAUUCGGUGGAGACAUAUCAUUUUGAUAGACGAUGUAAAGCUAAGCUUUCCGGGCAAUUCAGUAGGGAAUGUUUAACGGAGGAAGAUGGGAAACGCAAAGUUUGUCUACCGAACGAGGCAAUUAUAAAGAACUGAUCUGUGGUUUCGGAUCUGUUCGUUGAGGGCCAUGGCGCAAAAGGUCGGACGUAAUGCUCGCAUGGAGUCGCAGGGUGGUCAGAAUGCGGGGCCUGGGAUCUCUCUGGGAAACCCUGGUGAGGAACGCCGAUUAGCUGCCACCCUUAAGAAGAUCGACAAAGAGAAGAGGAAACGGGAAACGGCGAUGUCAUGGAACCAGCGAAGUUUCUUCAUGAAGCAGGUGUUUGAUCAGGACAACGAGCUCCGUUUUGUGAAAGCCGCGCAGAGACCAAAGUACCUCAACCACAUUCCCCCACCGCCUCAGGAGGGGGAUAACAGCUGGUUGAAAGAGGAAUACGUGUUUUCUUUUAAGACCAAGUCGAGUAAGAGCCCCGAGAGCAAGGACCUCAUGCAAGUGAAACUCGAAGAAGGGUCUCCUGAAGAAUCGUCAAAGGCAUUCGUGGUUGAUGAAGGUGCUUCAUCUGCAGAUCUACAGCAGCAGGACGAAUCUAAACCUGAUGGUCAGGAAGCGGCUGGCGGAGCGACUAAAGAAAGCGGACAAGCUGAAUGUGAUAAGAAAGAGGAAGAGAAACGGGACCUUGCAAGUAGGGGAGCUUUCGGAGCGAGGCGAGAAAAGAAAAUAAUGCCACCUUUGAUGUCAGGGGCUUGGAAACAAAAACUAGAACCUGAGGUAAAAGCUGAGGAAGUUGUGGAAGAAAAGGUUGACGACUGUAAGAUAACUGCUGAAUCUGAGCCAGAAGCAAAUAAGGAGACUACGGAAGAAGCAGAUCCUCUAAAUAAGCCAAAAUCAAGCUCUGGUGAUAAUGGAGAAGCGGCAAAACCUAAAAAGAAGUUCCCAGUAAUGAAAGUAAGAGCACUUGGACUAUUUGCCAUGACAUUCAAGAAAAGUGUUCCGGUUCCCCCACUUCAAUCUCAAUCGCCAUCGCAGUCUCAGUUAACAAAUGACUUGAAACUAUCAUCGAGUUCGAACGCUGAUAGAGAUGCAUCACUCUUGUCCUCGUCUUUACCACCCCAGACCGCGCCAAAUAUGACGGUAAACGCAUGGUCAACGCCUCCGACCGCACCAUCUGCCUCGGAAAUACACAGACCAGGAAGCGUAAGCCUUCCCAACUCACCUAAAACUGACCGAAAACUGCAGUUACUUCGGCAGCAGAGUGACCAUGCCAUACGGGAGAGGUCAACCAAAAGUGAUAGGUUAAAACGAGCGUUGCAUACAAGCGAAAGCGGUCACGGCAGGUCAAGACGAGAUUCACGCCGCGACAGCACCGCGAAAUCAAACCAGGAACGCUCAAGGCAGCAACCGCAGGGAAGUGGCACCAAAGCGGUUAGAUCCGCCAGCUCUACCUUGCAAAAGAGCAAACGUGAAGGUACCGCGAAAACACACCUACCCUCAAGCUUACCGAAGGCGGACAGCAAUCACAUUUGGGGUGUGAGCAGCGAAAACGAAAACCAAGAUAAGGACGUUAACGGCAAUGUACAAAGCGGCAGUGACGUCAAAGAUGCGGAAGAUGUCGACUUCCACGUGAUCCGUCGUAUCGUAAGGACGCUUCCCGCACACUUAAUGUUGAAAACGUCGAAAAGAGAAGUUGAAGCCGGCGGCGACGUCGCACUCUUGCGUCAAAAGAUGAAGGAUCUCGCGCGCGCAGACACGACGCGGAGGGCGUCUCUGGAUCCGAGAUUCAUGAAGCUUGAGAAAUCCCUCUGUAACAGCCCGUGACAAUAUCUGUUUUUAAGUAAAAUGAUGCAACACGUUCUGUACGAUUUAUAAUAAGUUAGCAUAGAUUGUAGUUACUUUAUUGAUUGUACUUUAUUUUUAUUUUUGUGAAUAGUCCACGGAAUGACGUCACACGACCAAGCCUCCUUAUGGUAUUGUAUACGAAAUUCUCUCAGAAAAACUUGAAUCUCGUAACUUCAUUUCAUUAUUUCUCCUUCCCCUUAUGUUUUUUAACAAUGAACUUGAAACAAAUGCGAAGAACUAAAAAUAAAAUUCCCAACGAUACCUAAUUCAAUGCGAAUGGAUAUCACCUUUAAUAAAUACAUUUACCACAUGGGGAUUAUAUAACGUUUAAAUAAAAAAUAAUAUUUUAACUCCAAAGUCUUUGCGAGCACCUUACUCGUUCUUUGUGAAUACAUUCCAUUGUUGUUUGAUUUGCAUUACUGAUCAACUUACUUGCCAUAAAAAAAAAUAUAUUGGAUGAAAACUAAUUUUAUUCAUACUCUUUUCACCUUGAAUUACACAGAAUGUUGAAUAAAGGAGGGCAUGCAUGCAUGAUUGUAAUUAUCGGUA